CUGCAUCCAUGUAUCAUAUCCUACAUAUUACCUGCUAGUCCUCCAAGCUUGCGCUGCUGCUACCCAUUUGCAUCGUGGACGUAUCUUCGACCGCAACGCUACCUCUGUCAUCUCUCCGCCGAGACAAACAAACCCUAGAAAUUCCGGUCCUCGUCCGAGGACAGUGAGCGAAGCAUCGCUACCUAGGGUUCUACUGUUCGGUUCAUGCGAUAGCAGAAGGGGGAGAUGAUUUUUUCGAGGCUCGGCCGUUCCAUCUUGCGAUCCGGCGGGUGUUCCAGAUUAGGAAAGGGUGGUGAUCUUUUGAUACGGUGUGACGGGAAAUUUGUGUCUUAUACGACUGAGGCGACUCUUGGACCGCUUUCUGGUUUGAGGGGCUAUCUAACUUCAGUUGGAGGGAGAGGGGGGAAGGCUCUUCAGGAAAAGAGCCCCCGUGGUGACUGGAGAUUUUUGCUUGGGCAUCCUAGUUUCAGAAGGUUGUUUUCCAGCGAGUCCAAGGAUAAAAAGAACUAUGAGAACUACUACCCUAAAGAGCAGAAGGAAAUUCCGAAAGGCAAUGAGAAUGAAAAAUCUGAUACUAAAGAGGACUCAAAUACAGAUGAUCAAGGAAAUUUUCAUGAAAAUUUCAUAAAGCAAUUGCAGAAUUAUGCAACUCCAUUGAUAUUUAUUGGAUUAUUGCUUUCAUCAUUGUCUUUUGGCUCGCAUGAACAAAGAGAGAUUAGCUUUCAAGAGUUCAAGAUCAAAUUGUUAGAACCUGGUUUAGUUGACCACAUUGUUGUGUCAAAUAAAUCCGUUGCAAAAGUUUAUGUUAAGAACUCACCACAGGGUAUCCAUCAAACAAGGGAUGAUGAGUUUCAAGGCACCACGACAGAGGUACCAAGGCGCAGCAGUAGCCAUUAUAAGUUUUACUUUAAUAUUGGAAGUGUAGAAUCAUUUGAGGAGAAGUUGGAGGAAGCCCAGGAAGCUCUUGGGGUGGACCCUCAUGACUAUGUUCCUGUAACAUACGUCUCUGAAAUUAAUUGGUUUCAAGAGAUGAUGAGGUUUGCUCCGACAGCUUUUCUUGUUGGUCUCAUCUACCUGCUUGGGCGAAGAAUGCAAGGUGGACUUAGCAUUGGUGGUGGUUCAGGGCGGGGAAAUCGUGGUAUAUUUAAUAUUGGAAAAGCUCAGGUGACCAAGUUGGACAAGAAUUCCAAAAAUAAGAUAUAUUUCAAAGAUGUGGCUGGAUGCGAUGAAGCUAAACAAGAAAUCAUGGAGUUUGUUCAUUUCCUUAAAAACCCAAAGAAGUAUGAAGAUUUGGGCGCUAAAAUUCCCAAAGGCGCACUACUUGUAGGUCCUCCAGGCACAGGUAAGACGCUUCUGGCGAAAGCAACUGCAGGUGAAUCAGGUGUACCCUUUUUAUCGAUCGCAGGAUCAGAUUUUAUGGAGAUGUUUGUUGGCGUGGGGCCAUCCAGGGUAAGGAGUCUGUUUCAAGAAGCCAGGCAAUGUGCUCCAAGUAUAAUUUUUAUUGAUGAGAUUGAUGCAAUAGGCCGUGCAAGAGGUCGAGGAGGGUUUUCUGGUUCCAAUGAUGAACGUGAAAGCACCCUGAACCAGUUGCUUGUGGAGAUGGAUGGAUUUGGGACAACAUCAGGAGUUGUGGUUCUUGCAGGAACUAAUAGGCCUGAUAUUUUGGACAAGGCUUUACUUAGACCUGGUAGGUUUGAUCGUCAGAUUUCUAUUGAUAAGCCUGAUAUAAGGGGCCGUGAACAAAUUUUCCGUAUCUAUCUGAAGAAGAUCAAACUUGACAAUGAUCCAUCAUUUUACUCUGAAAGGCUAGCUGCUCUGACUCCUGGAUUUGCGGGUGCUGAUAUUGCUAAUGUUUGUAAUGAAGCUGCACUAAUUGCUGCAAGAAAUGAUGACUCAACAGUUACGGUGCAGCAUUUUGAGUCUGCCAUAGAUAGGGUAAUUGGUGGUCUGGAGAAAAAGAACAAGGUAAUUAGCAAACAAGAGAGGCGAACUGUUGCGUAUCACGAGUCAGGUCAUGCUGUUACUGGAUGGUUUUUGGAGCAUGCGGAGCCACUUCUUAAGGUUACAAUUGUCCCCAGAGGGACUGCAGCUUUGGGCUUUGCCCAGUAUGUGCCUAAUGAAAACCUUCUCAUGACCGAUGAGCAACUUUUCGACAUGACAUGCAUGACACUAGGUGGCCGUGCAGCUGAAGAGG
This is a messenger RNA of Dendrobium catenatum, 2194 nucleotides long. RefSeq names its product ATP-dependent zinc metalloprotease FTSH 8, mitochondrial. Gene Ontology annotation, biological process: mitochondrial protein processing; protein-containing complex assembly. Lineage: Eukaryota; Viridiplantae; Streptophyta; Magnoliopsida; Asparagales; Orchidaceae. The record is from RefSeq and is a predicted model, not a curated record. Gene Ontology annotation, molecular function: ATP binding; zinc ion binding; ATP hydrolysis activity. Gene Ontology annotation, cellular component: m-AAA complex; chloroplast thylakoid membrane.